GACAGUCGAUAUUCGUGUGUUUCAGGGGGGGCCACAAUUAGAAGAAGAAACUGAAGGAGGAGUGGGGAAGAAGGAAGGAAGGAAGGGAAAGAGUAUGAACAAAAAAAGAGAGGUAAAAUGGAGCUGGUUAUCAGCCUUUGUUGGGGCAGCUUCGGCUACAGCAGCGACGGCGAUAAUCUUGGGUAAACCCAAAGACCCAGAUUUCGAACUGGUAUCUAUCGACUUUAAAUCCUUCAAUCUUAAUCUUCCUCACCUCGAUGCCGAUGUAAUCCUCACUGUUCAUGUCAACAACCCUAACAUUGUACCUAUUCGUCACUCCUCGGCCGAGAUGUCCAUAUCUUACGCCGGCUCCUUCCUUGGCGCCGCUAUGAUAGACGCGGGUUCUCAGCCGCCCAGAUCGUGCCGGCUUCUGAAGCUGCCGGCAAAGCUGAGCGGGCUGGAAUUGGCGCACCAAGCAGCUCGGUUCAUAGGGGAUGUUCGUAAACGGGAGAUGGUUCUAGAAGCGGGGGUUGAUUUGGAGGGAUAUGCCAGAGUAUUGUGGUGGGAUCAUAAGUUCAAAGUGAGGGUGGAUAGUCUUAUCACUGUUGAUCCUCUUUUUUUGGAUGUCAUUGAACAGGAAAACAAGUCCAAGAUGCAAAUCUUUCUUGCUUGAUAUUUCAGACUCUUCCUUCUUCUUCUUACAACUUAGAUCAUCAUCAUCACCUCUUACCUACCUGCUACCAGCUAGCUGAAUGUAUGUAUGUAUUAUUGUUGUGUAUAGAGAGAAAGAUCAAUCAAUGAUCAUGGGUUGUGUUCUUAUUUUACUUGUUCAUUAUUGAUUUGUUGUUGUUGUUGUUG
Impatiens glandulifera is the source of this 837-nucleotide messenger RNA. RefSeq lists its product as uncharacterized. The transcript has a single exon. Lineage: Eukaryota; Viridiplantae; Streptophyta; Magnoliopsida; Ericales; Balsaminaceae. Gene Ontology annotation, biological process: response to desiccation. The coding region runs from base 95 to 652 and encodes 185 amino acids. The record is from RefSeq and is a predicted model, not a curated record. Gene Ontology annotation, cellular component: plasma membrane.